This is a messenger RNA of Austrofundulus limnaeus, 2951 nucleotides long. Its product is annotated as ATP-binding cassette sub-family D member 1. Gene Ontology annotation, cellular component: peroxisomal membrane. Gene Ontology annotation, molecular function: ATP binding; long-chain fatty acid transmembrane transporter activity; ATP hydrolysis activity. NCBI's taxonomy places the organism in Eukaryota, Metazoa, Chordata, Actinopteri, Cyprinodontiformes, Rivulidae. Gene Ontology annotation, biological process: fatty acid beta-oxidation; very long-chain fatty acid catabolic process; long-chain fatty acid import into peroxisome. The record is from RefSeq and is a predicted model, not a curated record.
GUCUCCAUCAGUGAACAGAGACUUCGCCCUCAGACUGUCCCGCCUUCUGAAGCUCCUGUUCCCACGGUUACUGAGUCCAGAGGUGGGGCUGCUCGCCCUGCACUCCAUAACACUGAUGUCCAGGACCUUCCUGUCCAUCUACGUGGCUUCUCUGGACGGCAUGAUUGUCAAGUGCAUCGUUCAGAAGGAUGCUCAGGCCUUUGUGCUGCAGCUGUCCAAGUGGCUCCUGGUUGCAGUUCCUGCAACAUUCAUCAACAGUGCCAUCAGGUUUCUGGAGGGUCAGCUGACACUCAGAUUCAGGAGCCGAUUGGUCAGCCACGCCUACCAGCUGUAUUUCACUAACCAGACCUAUUACAGAGUCAGCAACAUGGACAGUCGUUUGUCCAAUCCUGACCAGUCCCUCACUGAGGACAUUGUCAUGUUUUCAGCCUCCGUCGCUCAUCUGUAUUCCAACCUGACUAAACCCAUCCUGGAUGUUGUAGUGACCUGCUACACACUGCUGCGCACAGCUCAGGCCAAAGGAGCCAACACCACGUGGCCCUCKGUCAUCGCUGGCCUGGUGGUGGCGCUCACUGCUAAAGUCCUGCGCUCCUGCUCACCACACUUUGGAAAACUGGUGGCAGAAGAGGCAAAAAGGAAAGGAGACCUUCGGUACAUGCAUUCACGGAUCAUCACCAACUCAGAGGAGAUCGCCUUCUACAACGGGCACAAGGUGGAGUUGGCUCAGCUGCAGAGGAGCUACUCGUCUUUGUCGUCUCAUAUUAAUCUGAUCCUGCUGAAGCGUCUCUGGUACAUCAUGUUGGAACAGUUCCUGAUGAAGUAUGUUUGGAGUGCGUCCGGUUUAGUGAUGGUUGCCGUGCCCAUCAUCACCGCCACAGGAUACUCUACAAAUGACUCAGAGGAGGUGAAGCAAGCUGCGAUGGAGAUGAAAGAGGAGGAGCUUGUAAGUGAGCGCACGCAGGCUUUUACUACAGCCAGGAACCUCCUUAAUGCUGCGGCUGACGCAGUGGAGAGGAUCAUGAGCUCAUAUAAGGAGGUGACUGAACUGGCAGGUUACACUUCACGAGUCUCUGAGAUGUUGGAUGUGUUUGAAGACGUGAAUCAGGGAAUCUACCGCCGAUCUGCAAACAGGGAUGAAGAGUUGGUAACCCAAGAAGGAGAGGGAGGAGCAGCUGCAGUGAUCCAACAUGGGCAGCGAGUCUGUGGUCCGCUGGAGAUCAGAGGUCAGGUGAUCAGUGUGGAGAAGGGCAUUCGCUGUGAGAACCUGCCAAUCAUCACACCCACUGGAGACGUGGUGGUGUCCAGCCUCAACAUCCAGGUGGAUGACGGCAUGAAUGUGUUGAUCACGGGUCCAAACGGAUGUGGGAAAAGCUCCUUGUUCAGAAUUUUAAGUGGACUGUGGCCCGUUUACGGAGGAGUUCUGUACCGUCCAGAACCCCAGCACAUGUUCUACAUCCCUCAAAGGCCAUACAUGUCAGAGGGGACUCUGAGAGACCAGGUCAUCUAUCCAGACUUAGUGGAGGACAUGGAGCAGAAGAGGGUCACAGAUUCAGACCUGGAGGAGAUCCUUCGUACAGUUCACCUGCUCUACAUCCUGGACAGAGAAGGAGGCUGGGAAUCUGUCAGCGACUGGAAGGACGUUCUCUCUGGAGGAGAAAAGCAGAGGAUGGGGAUGGCUCGCAUGUUCUACCACUGUCCCAGGUACGCUCUCCUGGAUGAGUGCACCAGUGCUGUCAGCAUUGAUGUGGAGGGAAACAUCUUCCAGGCUGCAAAGGAUGCUGGGAUAUCUCUGCUGUCAAUCACCCACAGACCCUCGCUGUGGAAGUACCACUCCCACCUGCUGCAGUUCGAUGGAGAAGGAGGCUGGAGGUUUGAACCUCUGGAUGAGUCCACUCGCCUCUCCCUGCAGGAGGAGAAGCAGCGUUUGGAGAACCAGCUGUCAGGAGUUCCCAGAAUGCAACAGAGGCUGUCAGAACUGUGCGUCCUGCUGGGGGAGGCGGAGCCUGUGGACAGCGAGGAGAACGCAGAGCAGACAGAUGUGUAGAGAGUUGUGUGUGUUUGUGUGUGUGUGUGAUCAUGUGACUGAAACUAACUGUAAAGAUGAUUUUAAUCUUUGAAUCAUUUCCUGUCUGCUAUGAGGGGCGGAGCUACUUGAUGAACAGGUGAACUGGCACCUGUCCUGCCCCACUUCCUGUCCUCUUCUGAUUGGUCAGACAGCUGAGCUUUUACAUUUCACACCAGUGUUUGACUGAUGGACCUUCAUCAGAACCAUGGACUGACACCAUGAGGAACUGGACCUUCAUCAGAACCAUGGACUGACACCAUGAGGAACUGGACCUUCAUCAGAACCAUGGACUGACACCAUGAAGAACUGGACCUUCAUCAGAACCAUGGACUGACACCAUGAGGAACUGGACCUUCAUCAGAACCAUGGACUGACACCAUGAAGAACUGGACCUUCAUCAGAACCAUGGACUGACACCAUGAGGAACUGGACCUUCAUCAGAACCAUGGACUGACACCAUGAAGAACUGGACCUUCAUCAGAACCAUGGACUGACACCAUGAGGAACUGGACCUUCAUCAGAACCAUGGACUGACACCAUGAAGAACUGGACCUUCAUCAGAACCAUGGACUGACACCAUGAGGAACUGGACCUUCAUCAGAACCAUGGACUGACACCAUGAAGAACUGGACCUUCAUCAGAACCAUGGACUGACACCAUGAGGAACUGGACCUUCAUCAGAACCAUGGACUGACACCAUGAAGAACUGGACCUUCAUCAGAACCAUGGACUGACACCAUGAGGAACUGGACCUUCAUCAGAACCAUGGACUGACACCAUGAAGAACUGGACCUUCAUCAGAACCAUGGACUGACACCAUGAGGAACUGGACCUUCAUCAGAACCAUGGACUGACACCAUGAAGAACUGGACCUUCAUCAGAACCA